Bradysia coprophila is the source of this 1081-nucleotide messenger RNA. Its product is annotated as 1-acyl-sn-glycerol-3-phosphate acyltransferase alpha-like. Lineage: Eukaryota; Metazoa; Arthropoda; Insecta; Diptera; Sciaridae. Gene Ontology annotation, cellular component: endoplasmic reticulum. The record is from RefSeq and is a predicted model, not a curated record. Gene Ontology annotation, biological process: phosphatidic acid biosynthetic process. Gene Ontology annotation, molecular function: 1-acylglycerol-3-phosphate O-acyltransferase activity.
UAAAGUUGACCGGUAACAUUUUCAUUUUUACAAUCAGAAAACAGAUGCUAUUGUUUGGUCAAUAAGCUUUGUCGUUUUCUUGUUCGUCGCAAUGUUCUUCUACGAAUUCGUCGGCAUUGUGUUCAUUUUAUAUUUAGCUUGCAAAUAUUCGCAUCGAGUGGAAUAUUAUGCAAAGUUUACAUUUUUUAUUUUGGGAACUGCAGCCUCUUGUGCCGUCUUUCCGUAUGUUGGGCUUUUUCUGUAUCCAAUAAGGGACUUUAGAAAUGGAUUGCUUCCUGCAUGGGGUUUCCGUCUGACUGUUAAUUUGUUGGGAUUGGAAUACGAAUAUAGAGGGCUAGAAAAUAUUAACAGAAAUGAAGGCGGCGUAAUGGUAGUUGCACCGCAUCAGAGCAGUUUAGAUUUGGCAGUCGUGGCUUAUUUGUGGCCUGUGAUCGGUCGGGGCACGGCAGUAAUUAAAAGGUUUUUACUUUACGCGUUUCCUUUUGGCAUCGGCGUGUGGCUAUGUGGCACUCUAUUCAUUGAUCGGAAAAACAAACAGGACGCCGUACAGCAACUUCAGAUGCAACUUGAAGCCAUUCAAAAUCGAACAAAUAAAAUAAUUAUUUUUCCGGAAGGUACACGAUCGCAAAUAGACAAACUUUUGCCGUUCAAAAAGGGAGCAUUUCAUCUGGCAAUCGACAGUCAGAGUAUGAUACAGCCUGUAGUUGUGUCAAAGUAUCACUUUUUGGACAGUAAGGAAAAAUACUUUCGGAAAGGAAAAAUUAUUAUUUCGAUCUUACCUGCACUUUCCUGUAAAGGAAUGGAAAAAAAUGACGUCAAUGCUGUAUUGGAACAAACGAAACAAAUCAUGGAUAGUCACUAUCAUGAAAUAAGUAACGAAACCAAAUCCUGAUUAUUAUUAACUUAUUUAGGGUAUUUUUAUGCAACUCAAACGCAGGAUUUUCAUUUCAAAUCGUUCUCAGUAAACUUUUGAUGUUCAAAAAGUAAAAAAAAGAAAUCCGAUCGGUGUAGUACUUGUUAACUUGCUAACUUACAAUUAAAUUGUAAACAUGAAUUGUGAAUUUAUUAAUAUCGACAGACG